Penicillium argentinense is the source of this 1614-nucleotide messenger RNA. RefSeq lists its product as uncharacterized. Lineage: Eukaryota; Fungi; Ascomycota; Eurotiomycetes; Eurotiales; Aspergillaceae. Gene Ontology annotation, molecular function: oxidoreductase activity. The record is from RefSeq and is a predicted model, not a curated record. The coding region runs from base 1 to 1614 and encodes 537 amino acids. The transcript is spliced from 6 exons.
AUGCAUCUUCAUCAUCUUCCUUGCUUGGCAGCUCUGGCUGGUUGGUCGAUUCAGCCAGCCUUGGGCGUGCCGCACUCACCUAGAGGGCAGGAGGGACAGUGCAAGAAGACUAAUGUUGCGAUUCUUGGAGGUGGAAUUGCUGGCAUCUCGGCUGCGCAAGCUUUGACGAACGCAUCGAUCCAUGACUUUGCCAUUAUCGAGUAUCGCGAUACCAUCGGAGGCAGAGCUUGGCACAAGCCUUUUGGCAAGGGUCCGGAUGGGAAGCCGUAUACCAUCGAGAUGGGUGCGAACUGGGUUCAAGGUCUUGGAAACCCUGGUGGUCCUCAAAACCCAAUCUGGACUCUGGCUCAGAAGUAUAAUCUGAAGACCCACUACUCCAACUACGACAAUAUCUCGACCUACAACGAUAAGGGGUAUUCCGAUUAUAGUCACCUUCUCGAUGCCUAUGACAAAGCCUACGACAUCGCCAACAAGAAGGCUGGCGAGAUCUUGACCCAGAAUCUGCAGGAUCAGACAGCCCAGUCAGGUCUUGCGUUAGCCGGCUGGAACCCAGGAAAGCACGACAUGGAGGCACAGGCUGUUGACUGGUGGAAAUGGGACUUCGAGGACAACUUUACUCCGUUGGAGAGCUCCCUUGUUUACGGAUGCGCUGGAGACAACCUGACCUCCAAUGUAUUCAGUGGUCACGACAACUUCGUCCUUGAUCCGCGUGGAUUCAACACGAUCAUCAAGGGAAUGGCUUCGGAUUUCCUCAAGGGUGACAACGAUCCCCGUCUCUACCUGAACACUCAGAUCACCGAGAUCGAAUAUCAUAAAGACGGAGUCACGAUACACAACAAGGAUGGGAGCUGCAUCACUGCUGCAUAUGCUAUCUGCACUUUCUCUUUAGGCGUUCUGCAGAGCGACGCUGUCAAAUUCACACCUGCUCUCCCGGAGUGGAAGCAGACCGCCAUUCAGAAGUUCACCAUGGGCACCUACACCAAGAUCUUCAUGCAGUUCAAUGAGACCUUCUGGCCCACAAACACCCAGUACUUCCUCUACGCUGAUCCCGUCAUGCGCGGCUGGUAUCCUGUUUUCCAGUCUCUCUCGAUGCCUGAGUUUCUCCCCGGAUCCAACAUCCUCUUCGUGACCGUGACCAACGAGUUAGCCUGGCGCGCUGAGCGACAGUCCGACGAGAAAACUAAGAAAGAAAUCAUGGACGUCCUGCACAAGAUGUUCCCCAAGAAGGAAAUCCCGGAGCCAACCGCCUUCCUCUAUCCGCGCUGGAGCCAGGAGCCCUGGGCCCAUGGCAGCUACUCCAACUGGCCUCCUUCCACAACCCUUGAGAUGCACCAGAACUUGCGCGCCAAUACAGACCGUCUGUGGUUCGCUGGUGAGGCGACUAGUCCCACUUAUUUCGGAUUCUUGCAUGGUGCUUGGUUCGAGGGUCGUGAUGCGGGCCGAAAUAUUGCUGCUAUUAUGCAUAAGAACUGCGUUCAUCCUGAGUCGAAGAAGCUGAAGGAGUGCGGAGCUCGUCGCCAUUAUGAGACCCUUCAUGGUACCUCUCCAUUUGCUGAUUACAGUGCUGUAAAUGGGUGGACGGCAAACAGCUUUUACGAUAGCAACACCGACUAG